This is a messenger RNA of Alternaria atra, 4659 nucleotides long. RefSeq lists its product as uncharacterized. Bases 1 to 4659 code for a protein of 1552 amino acids. NCBI's taxonomy places the organism in Eukaryota, Fungi, Ascomycota, Dothideomycetes, Pleosporales, Pleosporaceae. The transcript is spliced from 3 exons. Gene Ontology annotation, cellular component: fungal-type vacuole membrane; fungal-type vacuole. Gene Ontology annotation, biological process: transmembrane transport. The record is from RefSeq and is a predicted model, not a curated record. Gene Ontology annotation, molecular function: ATP binding; ABC-type peptide transporter activity; ATP hydrolysis activity.
AUGGCGCACACCGCUGCAUUCAUGCAGGCUAACGCGCUCGCCUCCCUCGGUGUUGACGAGUUUGAUGAAAACAUCCUUCCCCGCCUUCUUAUCACGGCCGUUGCCGCCUCGUUGCUUUACGUGGGCUUCGCUUCUACCGCGAAGCUAUCGAGACUGUCCGCUGCUGGGCCACUCACCGUCACAGAUCCAGACGAUGUAGUUCACAACCAUGACAGAAUCUCUACUACCUCCAACCUCGAUAGCCUGCUUAGACGCAAAUCCUUGCGGCGCCGUAUCCUCUUGGUAGUCGAGUGCGUAACGCUGGCAGCAUCAGCUGCGACCGCCUUGAGCAAUCGCAAGAGUCGCUUCAACAUCGUUGAUACCUACUUUUGGUUCUAUCUCAACAUCAUCUACUUGAUCGGUAUAAGCCUCCCAGCUUCAUCCUCUCAUGUUCGAUUGGCAGCCAAACAAACUUCCGCCCUUCUCUGUACCGUCCGCUGGUUGGUCGCCGCAUGGCUAUGUGGUACUCGGCCCCUCUACCAUGAUGAUUACUUGGCUUGGCCGCUCUCGGACGUCGGCCUCGUCGCUACGACGACCAUUCUCCUCCUUAUUCACCUUUCUUGGCCUCGGUCUCUUCCUGCCGAUCGCGCCGGCUAUCCUGACGCGACCAGAGAGUCUCACGCUAGUCUCCUGGGUAUGCUGAGCUUUGCUUGGGUCGAAAGUAUCCUGCUUACAGCAUGGUAUCACAACACGUUAAGCGCCGCUCAGAUUCCCACACUGAGCCCCUUCGAAACGGCCACUCAUACCACUCAAGCGUUCGAGAAGUCUACGCACAAUGACAAGGGCAUAUUGUCGCGUCUUAUUCGUCACUUCCGUACCACACUGAUCCUGCAAGCAGUCUGGGCCGCCGUGUAUGGCUUGCUCUCCUUCGUCCCUACCCUGCUGCUCCAGUCUAUCAUGCAACACAUCGAACACGCAACGGACACCACGGCCAAUCAAGUUUGGGUCAGUGUCGCACUACUCUUCCCCUUUAGUCUUCUAGCCUCAGUAGCUGAAAGCAGAACCAUCUGGCUCGGGCAGAAGAUUGGCUUCCGUCUACGAUCGAUAAUGAUCGGCGAGAUUUACGGAAAGGCGCUCAGACGGCCUACUGCCAUUCAGGCAACGGCGAAACAGGCGAGCAAUGGUAUCCAGCCGGCUCAUGCAGAUAUCGGGACCAUUCUGAAUUUUUUGACCACGGAUGCGUUCAGGGUAGCUGAUGCUGGUGCCAACAUGCACCAGGUCUGGGGCUCCGUACCUGUUCAGGUCAUUGUCGCUAUCGCCCUGCUCUACAGAACUUUGGGCUUUAGCAUCUUCGCCGGUGUUGCGUUGAUGUUGGGAGUCGUCCCUAUGAACUCGCGGAUUGCUCAGCGAUUUGGUGCUAUUCAGAUGCAAGUCAUGGCUGCAACGGAUGAAAGGAUUCAGAGCACAACUGAAGUGAUUCGAGGCAUCCGCAUCAUCAAGCUUUUCGCAUGGGAGCUCCAUUUCGAGCAGCAAAUCGAAGAGAAGAGGCGACAUGAACUCAAAGCUCUGCGCUCGAGAUACAUACUAUGGUCUAUUGCUGCUAGCAUCUGGUAUGGCAUGCCGCUGCUUAUCUCCUUUGCUUCCUUUUUCCUGUAUUCAGCCGUUCUUGGAAACCCGCUCACGCCAUCACUGGCCUUUACCUCGCUAUCUUUGUUCAACCUCUUGAAAAUGCCGUUAGACGAUUUAGUCGGCAUGAUCACCCGAACUCAAGAUACCCUCUCGUCGAUUCAGCGGGUCGAAACCUUUUUAAAAGAGGAAGAGACGGAGAAGUACGUUGCUCUUGCGCAAACACAGCAUGAAGGCUUCAGCCAAAUCGGGUUCGAGCACGCAACGAUCUCAUGGGGCGAUGUGGCGGAGCGAGCCUCUGAUGCGCAAGAAACAAAAAUCAAAAAAGGCAUAUCUAGUGGUACAGCCUUCACCUUCAACAAUCUCGACAUUCACUUCGCCGUCGGGAAACUAAACCUCAUUGUUGGCGCCACUGGUAGUGGCAAGUCUUCCAUGCUCUUGGCUCUCCUCGGCGAAAUGAACACCAUUUCGGGUCGCAUACUUACGUCAUCCACCAUGGAUCGUAACAAGUUGACAGUAGACCCGAAGACUGGGCUCGUGGAUGGUGUCGCAUACUGUGCACAAGAAGCAUGGCUGAUGAACGACACAAUCCGCAACAACAUUACAUUCGGCAGUUCCUACGUUGAUGAACGAUACCAAGCAGUGCUGGAGGCUUGCGCGCUGGUUCCUGACCUGCACGCUUUAGCUGACGGCGACCUCACACAAGUCGGUGAGCGCGGUCUCUCUCUCUCUGGAGGUCAGAAGCAGCGGAUUGCGUUAGCGCGUGCCGUUUAUUCAACCGCGUAUCACAUCCUUCUUGAUGAUUGCCUUGGAGCCGUGGAUUCGCACACCGGUACGUGGAUUUUCGAAAAAUGCCUGAUGGGGCCGUUGGUGAGAGGGCGGACAGUCAUUCUAGCGACACACGAUAUUGCACUUACCGGGGCCGACGCCGACUUUGUCGUGGUUCUUGAGGGCGGAAAAAUCAUCACUUCGGGUAGCCCGUGCGUGAUCAAGAGCUCACACCAACAUCCCGAGUUUGAGAAUCUUGCCCUCCGUAACGACGACGACGAAAAUGGACUCUCUCGGCCGACGAUCAGUUCCUUGAACCCUAGCAUGCGGCCAAUACAGCCCACCAGAGCUAGCCUUGAGCUGGUCCAACGGAAAAUUGCGGACAUGUUUGGCGGGAAGGCCUCGGGAACCGAUAAGACCGAGAACCACGGCUCAAUCCCGUGGGUAAGUGUGCUCCAAUAUCUUCGUUCUAUGGGGAGUUGGAGCUUCUGGUCAAUGCUCAUCCUUGCUUUUGUUGGCCAGCAAGUCGGAACUAUCGGUACGAAUUGGUGGAUUCGGGUGUUGUGUGACGCAUACAUUGCAAGGAGCCAUGAGCGUGCCAUACAGCCCACAGAGAGCACCCAGGAUAUCAGUGUUGCAUACUACUUCGGAGUAUACGGCCUUAUCAUCACUCUUUUCCUGGUCGUCGGCAUGGCCAGAUUGCUCUUGAUAUCAUACGGCUCGCUCCACGCUUCCUCCGGCAUACACACUACACUCACAAGAUCUAUCAUGAACGCAAGGUUCGACUUUUUUGAUAAAACAGCGUUCGGCCAAAUUAUCAAUCGUUUCUCCCGGGAUUUGCAAAUGGUGGACCAAGAUUUGGCUGUACUGGCAGUCGCAACCCUACAUUUUCUCGUAGCUCUGCUCGGGAUCACCACACUUAUUCUCAUCAUCACACCAGCAUUUAUCGUGCCUGGGAUCUUCAUCGGGAUCGCUUAUUGCAUCAUCGGGACCUUGUACGUAGGUGGCACACGCGAUCUCAAGCACAUUGACUCAGUACAGCGUGCGCCACUUUCCCAACAUUUUAGUGAGACACUCUCCGGCAUUGCCACCAUCCGUGCUUUUGGCGCUGUUGAUCAGUACCGAUUUGGGAACUUAAUCCGGAUUGAUAACGCAAACCGAUCAUCGUUCAUUCUGGCAGCCACGGAAAGAUGGCUAGCCGUCCGCCUUGGCCUGGUGGGAGCCCUUGUCUCACUCUCCGCCGGCUUGUUUGCCAUUUCGACGAGAGGCAAAUUGCAUCCAGGUGCGAUUGGACUGAGCAUGUCGUAUGCCGUUGUGUUUUCGGAACACGUAUUAUGGCUCAUUCGAUAUCAUAUAGCGAACCUGAACAACAUCAUGGCUUUGACCCGUGUACAAGAAUAUAUGAAUCUGCCGCAAGAGGCUUCGGUUGUUCUUGACAAUGAUAACUUAAUGCAAGGCUGGCCAUCACAGGGUGAAAUUCGAUAUCAAGAUGUCUCUGCUCGGUAUGCCCCUGGGUCUGAAGCAGUACUUCGCAAUGUCACCUUCACCGCCAAACCACUAGAGCGCGUGGGAAUUGUCGGUCGUACAGGCGCGGGUAAGUCAAGUUUGUUGCUUACUCUGCUGCGCGGCUUGGAGGUAGAAGAUGGUCGGAUCCUGAUAGACGACGUGGAUAUCAAGCAGCUUGGACUGAGACUUCUCCGUCGCAGCCUUGCUAUUGUUCCCCAGGACCCUACCCUCUUCGCGGGUACGCUUCGGUACAAUUUGGACCUUCUCAACGAACACUCCGAUGCGGAGGUGCUUAUGGCUUUGAAAAGCGUCGGCUUACGGAACACUGCAACACACGGUGACGAGACCUUGGACCCGACAAUGAAGCAGAGCAAGUUCUCCGAUCUUUCCUUCACGCUUGCAGAUUCCGGUUCCAACAUAUCCCAAGGUCAGAGACAGCUUGUGUGUAUCGCGCGCGCUCUUCUCAAAGCACCAAAGAUUGUGGUUCUGGACGAGGCCACUGCCUCCAUCGAUCACGAGACCGAUCUCCUAAUCCAAAACUGCGUGCGCGGCCUGGACGCCACUGUCAUUACCAUUGCGCAUCGACUUCGGACAGUAGUCGAUUAUGACAGAAUAGUGGUUUUGGAUGAUGGUAAGGUGCAAGAAUGUGAUCAUCCAUGGAUGCUCCUUCAAGACAAAAACAGCGCUUUUUAUGACAUGUGUAAUGUGGCAAGCGAUGGUCAAAGUCUGUUCAAAUUGGCAGAGGAUGCGUGGCACUCAGCUCGCAAGACAGUAUCUUAG